Molecule: messenger RNA, 3725 nt
Organism: Priapulus caudatus
Lineage: Eukaryota; Metazoa; Priapulida; Priapulimorpha; Priapulimorphida; Priapulidae
Exons: 8
Coding region: 396-2264 (622 amino acids)
Source: RefSeq, a predicted model, not a curated record
ACCAACCGCUUGUCAAUACGAUACUCCUAGGCGGAGAUAUCGGCUCCUAAACCUCCCCUCCCACAUGCCAAACGCCCGCUCGUAUCCACUUCUGCCACUAUCCUACACGCGGCUAAGCGUUUAGUCGUGAAAUUUCGGUUAUUUCCGUGAUGACUUUAUGAAUGAGUGGCACUCGGGAGCCGUCGGUAGCCUUCGGGGGAACCGCUUCAGACUGGUUUUGUAAACACACAGCAAAAAUCCUUCAGUCCUUUGUUUCGUCGUCGUCGAAUGUAUGAGAUUGUGAAUGUAAUACUUAUUUCAUCAACAUCGCUGAUAAAUAUAAGGUAUGGUGGAUUCUUUACUAAAGAAGCUCUCCCCUGAAAUAACGACUAGUGCUGCGCAAAUUUGAACAUUCAAUGCCAAAAAUGAAUCGGCAAUCACCACGCCUAGCAGCGAAAGGUGCAGCUGAUUCUUCAGCAAAGAAGGAGCUCUUCCAGCAAGCAGGUACCAGUGUUGCAGGAACUGAACGACCAUUGCCAAGGUUGACGCCGAUCAAGGCGUCUACAAUCCAGCGGCAAUCACCACGCCUAGCAGCGAAAGGUGCAGCUGAUUAUUCAGCAAAGAAGGAGCUCUUCCCACAAGCAGGUACCAGUGUUGCAGCAACUGAAAGACCACUGCCAAGGUUGACUCCUAUUAAGACAUCUAGAAGUAGAAUCCAGCGGCAAUCACCACGCCUAGCAGCGAAACAAAAGGCAGAUGUAGCAACAAAGGAAUUUCUAGAUGCGACGACCAUUCAUCAACUAGUGUCAUCAACUUUGUCAGCAAUCCCUGUUCGUGUCCUGACUGUUACGGACACAACUGGCAUUGUCUGGCUUGAAAUAACACGAGAAGUUGCUGAUGUCACCACUACAGAAGGAUUACCCGUGUAUUCUACAAAGCUGACGAUAAAUACCAGUAACGAUGGCGAUGGUAUGUGCGACGUUUCUAUAUUUGAUCAGAAGUGGGAGUCAGCACCAGUUCUUGUCAAUGGUAGACUAGAUGAGCAAGCACUCCUUGACACAGUCCAGUUGCUGCAAUCACCAUAUGUACCGUGUCAUGGUGUACCUCCAACGCUGUAUGCAACCUUAAAGUAUGAGACAAAACAGAUUGAGCCUGCUACCCCACCUACGGAGAGAUACUCAAGUAAAAGGUGCUCCGUUAUCUACAAACGUCAGAGAAAAGCCAGACCUGGAGAACCACAACAGUGGCAUGAGUGGUGCUCAAACUGUAAAAAAGCCUACAGUGACGUCCAGAGAAUGCAAAAAAAAAAAGACGAGGGAAAGGACAUUAGAUCAGCACGAGUGCAUCCGUCAUCACACCAUCCACUGAAGUUCAUGAGCCCUAAGAGCAAAACUGUCCGAGGCCGUAAAGCCAUUGCUAGAGCCACUCACCUGAGGCGAAAAAUUAAGAAAAUGCAAAAACGACUUCGUACAAUGAAAAUUGCAGUAGAUGACUUACAGAAUGUGGACAUUGCAAAAGCUGUUUCUGUCAUCAACCAAAAUCACCACGAGGAAUUGGAAAACAUCUACAGGGAAGCAGAGGCUAGUGCUGGCAAACUUGUCGCAGACUCGCUCCGAAAAACAUGGGAUGCAGACAGUAGCCGCAAGGAGUUCCUGUUCGACCAAGCUCAAAACAUCACUGGCAGAAAAACAAAUGUAUGGAGCAUGACAACCUAUCGCAUGGCCCUGGCAAUCUACGUUCGGUCUCCUGCUGCCUACAAUGCCAUUAAAGACCUAGGAGUUAUGCAACUGCCAAGUGAAAGCUCCCUGAAGGAUUUCACGGGUGCCAAGCUAUUUGCACCAGGAGCUGCGGCAUGGGAGAAUCACGUGCUACAAGAAGCGGAACGGUAUUGGCAGAUUAAGAACAAGAUCGGUGAAGUCUCUUCUGGUGACCCAGCUACAGCAAGAAUUCCCCAGCAAGAAGGGGUUUUAAUUUUUCAUGAAGUCCGUGUUAUUGGCAAGAUAAUGUGGAACACCAAAAAUCAUCAAAUGUAUGGAUUGGCAAUGUCGCCAGAUGAGUUGAGCAGCCUGCACGGCGUUUACAAGACUGUUGAUCCCAAGUCACGUGUACAGAAGGCAAAAUACUGCUUGCAGUUUUUAUGGCGUGAUUGUACGUCUGACUUUGACCUUAUCGGUCCUUAUUACAUGAGUGAAGGUGUACAGCCACCCAGCCACAUAAUGGCCUGCUUACAAGAUACAAUGCGGCUGCUGCAUAAACAUGGAUUUAUUGUGAACAGUUGUUUGUGACGGUGCAAGUACAAAUCUAGCUGCAAUCAAGAUCAUCACUCAAGCAGAAAAUGGCACGUAUGGUACGAGCGACCGGCCUGUACCAAAUCCCCAUGAAAUUCAACCGUGAUUCUGGAACUAGUAUCAGCCAAAUAUACCAGUUUACUGGAUCAUCUGCCCGUCACAUCAGAUGAAGCACGUUAUCAAUGCCCUCUGGCAAUCAAAACCAGUUACUGGUCGCAGGAAAGAUUUUCAAACUCACCAUGGAAGUCCAGUGUUCGGCUGGGAAGCAAUCGAGUCUACGUGGAGACGUGAGAAAGAUCAGCGCUCGAAGCAACUUUCUAGAGAAGUACCCAGCUUGCAAGAAAGUUUCAUCAAGCGAGAUGCCUGGACAAAGCUGAAUGUUAAGCCAGCCAAAGUCAUGCAGCAAGAACAAGUCCUUGCCGAACUUGCACAGCAUGCAGCACCCACGGCCAAGCAGCCCCCACCUGAUGCGGAAACAACGCUGAUGACUAGGAACUACCUACAGGCUACUAGUUUGAUGUUCGAAAAUGGUCUUCUUGGUCAUGAAGCUAUCAGGAGCAGUAACAGCCAGUCAAUGGACAACAUCAGGAAAGGAUACCAAUUCUUUGAAGACUGGCUGGACACUCUGUUAGAAGGAAGUGUACAGCCUGGCGUUGCAGAGUUCAAGCUGACAAGCCCAAGAGAAAGACGCUUCAUUUCUUGGCAGACCUGGGAUCUCUUACGAGUUAUGUAUUUUGGAUUCACUGGACUCGUCGAGAACUUCUUGAAACGUCAUCCUGGCCACUUCAUCGCACCACUACGCAUCAAUGGAAGUGCUGUAGAGACACUCUUCUCACAAUUCAAACAUCGUGCUGGAGGAAAAUUGACUUCCUUAAAUUAUGAAACAGCACUGAGAAGCUAUAUGUGUAAGAAAAACUUAGCAACACAUGCAAUUCACCACAGUGGCAGAGACUACAGGGAUGUAAAAAUAAAAGUAGCAGAUGCUCCCUUGUUAAGAAAGACAAAACGCGUAAAGAUGUGAUUACAAACGCGGCUACAUGGUGAUGCGGUUUUGUACCUUUACGAGUGUUCCACAUAAUUUUUGGAUCGGUUGAGUAUAUAUACACUCAUCAAUUUUCAAAAUGUAUGUUGCCUGGUAUGCGUGGUAGUUUGCCAUGAGUAUUUUCAAUGAGUAUCCUUGCAAUGUAAUGAGUACUGACAGUAUUUAGCUAUUUACGUCAAUUGGUGCUUGCAUUGACUACAGCUGUGUUCACUUAAUUAUGUCUACUAAUAUUACGUUUACUAAAUAGUUAUGGUUAGUGUAUACAGGUAUGUUUGUGCAUGCAUGCGUCAAUGUGAUUUUGCUGGAAUUGGCAACCUUUGAGAUUAUUUGUAUCCCCAUAAAAUAACAAUAGCUUAUCUCCUUAUGGUCGGUUUGUAAUCUUGAGUAAAUAAAUAUACCAAUUUCUAUAAUUGUAA